Seriola aureovittata is the source of this 1338-nucleotide messenger RNA. It is a transcript of the gene tnfaip6, whose product is annotated as tumor necrosis factor, alpha-induced protein 6. The record is from RefSeq and is a predicted model, not a curated record. Bases 415 to 1206 code for a protein of 263 amino acids. Lineage: Eukaryota; Metazoa; Chordata; Actinopteri; Carangiformes; Carangidae. The transcript has 6 exons. Gene Ontology annotation, molecular function: hyaluronic acid binding. Gene Ontology annotation, biological process: negative regulation of inflammatory response; cell adhesion.
UACCUUAGCGAGCUAUCGUAGCUAGGUUUGGACUUUACGCACAAACUAAAGAGACUAAAGAAUUAUUAUAUAAAAAUCACGCGGCCCCAAUCCUCUUCCGUGUGUGAUUAAUUAAUCAAUUAAUUAGUAUUAAGUAAUUAAUUUCCACACUUUCAGUAAAUGGUGUGAAUAUUUCUUCCACUUCUGCUGAAGAAAAACAGGACAAAACGUGUAAAUAGUCUUAACGUGACCAUCAGUUGUGUUUAAUGAACUGACAGGACUUGAGUGAACUUACUCCUUCACAUUCCCACCUCUCUCGGGAGGCAGCCGCGGUGAGUGUCUCGUAUAUAAAGCCAGAGGCAGCAGAGGAGCAGAGGAGCAGAGGAGGGAUCUCCUGGAAACAUCUGGACACAGCCGCUGCGCACAGACUGGAGGAUGCGCGUCUUCGCUCUCAUCUGGACACUCGGCUUCCUGCUGAAGGAGGCGCAGGCAUGGGGCUACAAAAACGGAAUAUUUCACAACUCGAUAUGGCUGGAACAGGCAGCUGGAGUUUACCACCGGGAAUCUCGCAAAGGGAGAUACCAGCUGACGUAUAAAGAGGCCAAGGCGGUCUGCAAGUACGAGGGAGGGAAGCUGGCCACUUACGAACAACUGGAGGCGGCUCGGCAAAUAGGUUUCCACGUGUGUGCGGCUGGAUGGUUCGACAGAGGGCGUGUUGGUUACCCCAUCGUCAAAGCUGGGGCGAACUGCGGCUUCGGGAAGGUUGGCAUCAUCGACUACGGUUACAGGCUGAACAAAAGCGAGAAGUGGGACGUGUACUGCUACAACCCCAACUCCAAGGAGUGUGGCGGCGUGCUGACAGAUCAGAAGAAGAUCAUUCAGUCCCCAGGUUUCCCUGAGGAGUACCAGGACGAGCAGAUCUGCUACUGGCACAUCCGCGUCCGCCUGGGCCAGAGGAUCCGCCUCCGCUUCCUGGAGUUUGACGUGGAGGACGACAUGGCGUGCAUUGCAGAUUACCUGGAGGUGUACGACAGCUACGAUGAUGUCUCUGGUUUUGCUGGGAGGUUCUGUGGCGAUUAUUUACCUGACGAUAUCAUCAGCACAGGAAACGUGAUGACGUUAAAGUUCCUCUCCGACGCUUCAGUCACAGCCGGCGGCUUCCAGCUACAAUACACUACCUUUAACGCAUCUCUGUUCCCACACAAUUACACCCACUAUUUUCACUGACUAAUGGUUUAACACACUGAUGUCAUCCUGUUGCUGUAUUUAUAAUGUUAUUGGUUACCUCGUGUACUGUAAUAAAUGAGUGUUUAUAGCUCAUUAAAGGAAUCAUUCUGUCAAAUAAACAAGGUCGUUAAA